Xenopus laevis (African clawed frog) is the source of this 1765-nucleotide messenger RNA. RefSeq names its product translocase of inner mitochondrial membrane 23 homolog L homeolog (gene timm23.L). Gene Ontology annotation, biological process: protein import into mitochondrial matrix. The record is from RefSeq and is marked provisional. Gene Ontology annotation, cellular component: TIM23 mitochondrial import inner membrane translocase complex; mitochondrial inner membrane. NCBI's taxonomy places the organism in Eukaryota, Metazoa, Chordata, Amphibia, Anura, Pipidae. Gene Ontology annotation, molecular function: transmembrane protein transporter activity; transmembrane transporter activity.
GUUUAGUAUUAUUGCACAGAACGGUGUUCAAGCCAGGUCAAAAUGGACACAAACCACCCCGGAUCUGCGGGCGGCAGAGGAGGGCUCGGCAGUAUUUUCGGCGGAGGACCCCCCGGUUAUUCUCACUCAGAUCUUGCUGGCGUUCCAUUAACUGGAAUGAGCCCUCUUUCUCCAUAUUUAAAUGUGGAUCCAAUGUAUUUAGUUCAGGACACUGAUGAAUUUAUUUUACCCACUGGUGCAAACAAGACUCGUGGCAGAUUUGAGUUGGCAUUUUUUACAAUUGGGGGUUGCUGUAUUUCAGGAGCAGCAUUUGGAGCACUGAAUGGUCUGAAACUUGGAUUUAAAGAAACCCAGAACAUGCCCUGGUCCAAACCCAAAAAUGUUCAGAUUUUAAAUAUGGUCACAAGGCAGGGUGCGCUAUGGGCCAACACCUUGGGUUCUUUAGCAUUACUGUACAGUGCCUUUGGGGUUAUUGUAGAAAAGACACGAGGAGCAGAGGAUGAUCUCAACACUAUUGCUGCUGGCACAAUGACUGGGAUGCUCUACAAAUCCACAGGUGGUUUGCGUGGUGUGGCUCGUGGUGGACUUGCCGGUUUGGCUCUCGCAAGCACCUUUGCUCUAUAUAAUAACUGGGAGCACAUAAAAGGCUCGUCGUCACAAGUGUCAUUAUAAGUGAAACUUUCUGGACUGUGAAAAAGGAUCUGUAAUCAUUCUUGUGAACUUCCUUUUACUCUUUGUAUAUAGUACCUUUAUGCUUUAGGUUCCACGAGCUGAGCCCAUAAUUUUAUAAAGGAACCGUGAACUUUUUCAGUCCGAAAACAGAUCUAGUGGCGCACAACUUUCAAAGAUAAUUUUGGUCAUGGUCCUUCAUAUGAAAUGCUCUCCUGGUGUCAAAUAAAAUAUUUAUGUGUACAUUUUCAGCUAUUUAAAUACUUGUGUUUUAUUGUGAGCCUUGCUGCACUUUUAGUUUGCUGACAAUGCUAUGAUUGAAAUCAACCUUCAGAAUUUGUUUCAUAUGAAUAUAUUUUAGCUGUUUUUAAAUUUAUGUGCUGUAGAACUAAUCUACAAGUGAACAUAUAUACCUCUGAAAGUGAAUUUAAUUUUGAUCUCAUCAUGAAUUUUUAUUGCUCAUACCUGCCAACUGUUGGCUAGUUCUUGCAUGUGCUGCAGUUUAGCCGACUUAAACCAGCUUCACUUGUUGGAAUAUAAUUCAAGCAGUAAGUUCAUGCAAGUCAAUAAGCAACUUCUACUUUGCUGUCCUUUUUUUAAAAAAAAUAUUUUUAGAAGUAAAUUCUGUUAAACUGUAAGUCAUUACCUUAUAAAAAAAUUUUGUCUGUCAGGAAAUAUAAGACUAUCAAAUGACUAGUAUACUGAUUCAGAUUAUAUAAUUUAGAACCAUUAAGUGGGACCCCUUCUCUGGUCUUCAGAACAAGGUCUUUAUUUUUGGUGAAACUGAUCAGUACUUUGGUGACUUCUGUACUGUAAAAUACAGUUGUAUUUAUGCUUUUGUCAUAAUGUCAUGAUUGUCUGUCAGGUAUGAUUAUUUAUUGUAUGUGUGUGUAUUUCAGUUCAGUGAUGCAAAUCACAUAGUUCAAUGGGCAUAAUUAGUUCUCUGCAAAUGAAGUCAGAACAACUUGUGGAUUGUGAUGCUUUAUACAAAACAGAUCUAGUGGCGCACAACUUUAAAAUAUAAUUUUGGUCACAGCCCUUCAUAUGAAAUGCUCUCCUUGUCGUAAAUAAAAUUUAUGUGUACAUUUUCAGCUUC